CAGGGAGGAAAUCUCCCCUGGACUGGAGGGCCCCCCUCUUGUGAUGAGCUUGGCCGUCAUAAUCUCUACCCUGCUCUCUCCGGUACCAUCCUACUGUAACCAGCAGCUCACAGAACCCAUUUGGCGCCCACCAUGGAGUUGGAUAAUUUAGGGGAUGGAGAAGAUGCCCACAUGCUGAAUGGCAGUGUGUCGGAGAGCCUGAAUACCGAGAGACUAAACAUGGAGGAUGGGGAUGAAGCGGAAGAAGCAGCUCUUGAAGAAAGGGAGAAGUUUCUGUCGCAUGUGGUUCCCCAGAAAUCCAACUUUACCGAUUUCGAAGGGAAGACAUCAUUUGGCAUGUCCGUGUUUAACCUGAGCAAUGCCAUUAUGGGCAGCGGGAUUCUGGGCCUGGCCUAUGCCAUGUCUAACACUGGCAUCAUUCUCUUUGUAUUCCUCCUGAUCUCCAUUGCUCUACUCUCUUGUUACUCCAUCCACCUUCUUCUCAAGUGCUCUGGAGUUGUGGGGAUUCGUGCUUAUGAGCAGCUGGGACUCCGAGCUUUUGGCACUGCAGGGAAGAUUCUGGCAGCAGUGAUUAUAACAAUGCACAAUGUGGGAGCAAUGUCCAGUUAUUUGUACAUCAUCAAAUAUGAACUGCCGCUUGUUAUCCAAACCUUCAUGGGCCUGACCAGUAAUUCCGGGGCCUGGUAUAUGAAUGGCAACUACCUCAUCGUUAUAGUCAGCAUCUUAGUCAUUCUUCCCCUGGCGCUUAUGAAACAUCUAGGAUACCUGGGAUACACCAGUGGUUUCUCCCUCACGUGUAUGGUCUUCUUUUUGUGUUCGGUUAUAUACAAAUACUCUGUAAUUCCUUGCCCGCUGAACAGCACGGUAGCAGAAAACCACACCAUCUACACCAACGGUCAGAAACUGGAGGAGGAAGACGUAUGCACAGCUAAGCUACUGACAGUCAAUUCUCAGACAGCUUACUCCAUCCCAAUUGUGGCGUUUGCCUUUGUGUGCCACCCUGAGGUCCUGCCCAUAUACACAGAGCUACGCAGGGCUUCCAAGUCACGGAUGCAGAAUGUGGCCAAUGUUUCCAUCUUUGCCAUGUUUAUCAUGUACCUGCUCACUGCCAUCUUCGGCUACUUAACCUUUUACGGUAACGUGGAAUCUGAGAUGCUACACACUUACAACAAGGUGGAUCCCCUGGACAAGCUGAUGCUCUGCGUGCGUCUGGCUGUGUUGGUGGCUGUGACACUCACUGUACCGGUGGUUCUCUUCCCAAUCCGCAGAGCUAUCCAGCAGCUUCUUUGUCCAGGACAGGAGUUCAAGUGGUGGCGUCAUAUCCUUAUAGCUGUGGUGCUGCUUAUUGCUGUCAAUAUUCUCGUCAUCUUCGUCCCCAACAUCAGGGACAUUUUUGGCGUUAUCGGAGCCACAUCAGCCCCGAGCCUUAUUUUCAUCCUGCCGAGCAUUUUCUACAUCCGCAUCGUCCCCAAUGAGAAGGAGCCACUCCGGUCCCGUCCCAAGAUACAGGCUGCCUUGUUUGCUUCUCUGGGAUUCAUUUUCAUGAUAAUGAGCCUGAGUUUCAUCAUAGUCGACUGGGUGACGACAGGAAAGAGCAACGUUGGGGGGCACUAACCGGACCCUCCCUCCUCUCCCUUUGGAUAUGAACAUUGGGGCAGCUCCCCUAGGGACCCCUAUAUCCAAAGUGAUGCAGCAGCACGGCCUCUGCAACUGGAAGGAACAAAUCCUUAAUCAAACUUGAGAACCAAAGGACCUGAAGCAACUAAAUGAGGAGAGAGGGACCUUCUCAUGAAACCGCACAAGAUUAAACCAUAGGUGCCCAAAGUGACUCUACCAUGCCGGGUGUGGAGUCACACUCAUGCUGCCCUCUCACUUGACCCUCAGCCACUACAGAGAUGCAACACUCUUUAUUCCUUUUCCACGGGCCCCAUCUGUCUGUCCUUGGAGAAAGCACUAGGUUGGACAUGAACCCCAAGCACCUGUGCGUUAUUUCCCUCACCUCUGCAACUUGAGUGUUACCAAAACUUCAUUGAAUCACAGUGUAUCUACCUCACUAUGCCCCCUCCAAGAGGGGGUAAGAGUGUGUGCUGCACUCAGGGGGAUAGUUAAGCACUCUCUUUGAGAGGACACUACAGCAGCAACACAAUAAAAGCCAUAUCAGCUACCCCUACACGUCACUAACAGCCUUUUCCUUUCUACCAAUGCAAGUAUGAAUGUGCUGGUGUGCCAGGUGGCUCGCUGCACCCCUAUACCCCGCAGCUGGGGAUACAGUGAAACAACACUAGUUGUGAAGGCAGCAGUUCCUUUUUUAUAAUUAACUGUUACACAUCUGUAGCCACACAGCUAUAGUAUCCCUAGCCUACACUUGGCUCCUAGUUCAGCUGGCCCCCAUACUGUGGGAAGCUGGCGGCUUCAGAUCUUCCCUCUCCUCCUGAUCACUGUGAAUUCAGUGGGAAUUCCAAUGCUUUGGUGCUGGAUUGUGCCAACUAGCGCAGCGCCCCCCAGUGUUACACACUCCACCAACAGGCUAUGCUGGGAGGGCAGGAUGACAAUUCCCAGACUGUUACAAAGGCCACAGCGAGCAAUGUGCAAGUGUGGACUGUAUGCAGAAAAGAGGUAAUAAAUAAUUUUAUGUGA
This is a messenger RNA of Xenopus tropicalis (tropical clawed frog), 2637 nucleotides long. RefSeq names its product solute carrier family 38 member 5 (gene slc38a5). Gene Ontology annotation, cellular component: membrane. Lineage: Eukaryota; Metazoa; Chordata; Amphibia; Anura; Pipidae. The record is from RefSeq and is marked provisional.